AUGCAGGGGAAGGGGCGGGAUCGCAUCGGCGGCAGCACCACCCACAUGGAUGGGAUGGGGUCUUUCACGGCGAUCGGCGGCCUCAAGGCUGGAGAGAAGAGUGUUACGGCCUUCGAGUCGGAGGACUGUGCCACCGCCCUGGCUGUCGCUAAGUUCAAGGCCUUCGCGAAGCCCGGAGGGUCGAGCUACGUGGUGAACGACCGCAUCGAUGACGACGCCACCCUCCGCAACCGACUCCACCGGGCCGGCGUCCGCUACCGAACCUUCCCGAUCCGCGAGGGAGAGGCCUACCUAGUCCCCUCGGGCUGCCUCCACGAGUUCAUGAACGUGAUUCCUUGCCUCAGCGUGGCGUGGAACAUCAUGCCCCACCCGGCCAACUGCGAGGUGGCGAUGCGGAUGGCGGAGGCCAGCGCCGAGGAGGCCCAGGCGGAGCUCGGCGUGAACACCGACAGGUCCGCGAGCGCCAUCGAGCACGCUCCCCCGGAGAGCAUGCGGGAGCGCCACGCGGCGUGGGUGAUCAAGACCGCCCUUGAGCGGGGGAUCCUCUUGCGCCGCCGGUGGGCCUCCGACCCCGGCUCCGCCGGUAGCAGCGGGGGUGGUCGCGUGUGCGGUCCUAGCCGUCCGCCCACCGCGGAGUCGAACAAGGCGGCGGCGGAGGCGGCCGCGAGGCACAAACUCCCCGCCGACAUGUGGAAGAAGUUCCUAUUCAUGCGGCCGAGCGAACACUACUACGACGGGCACGUCGGUAGCGCUGCUUCGCAGAAGGUGGCGCCCAUACCGACGGCGGCUGCUGCUGCUGCUCGGGCAGCGCCGGGGGGCACCAGAGUGGCGAUAGCAGGCGCUCGAAGGCUGUCGGCGGGUGCCCGAGCGGCGGAGAAGACGACCGGCAGACGGACGGGCACGGAGAAGCCUCGGUAUUGGAGGGAGCCAAUCCGAUCGGGUGCGUCUGCCGUCCGGUCGUCGGCCGUGGUCGCUGAUGGUGGCAGCGGCAGCGGCGGCGGCGGUGGCGGCGAAGGUGCUGCCGCCAAGCGUAUAAAAAGGACUGUCCGAGCGAGCUCGUCGUCCUUUCGAUCCUCGGUCGUGGCACCCGGCACUGAUGGCGGCAGCGGCAGCGGCGGCGGCGACGGCGCUAUUGCCAAGCGCAUAAAAGGGACGGUCCGAGCGAGCUCGUCGUCUGGUACAUCCUCGGUCGUGGCACCCGGCACUGAAGGCGGCAGCGGCAGCGGCGGCGGCGACGGCGCUACAGUCACGGUUGUGAAGAAGCGAGGGCGGGGCAGGCCACGUAAGGUGAAGCCGGUACAAAAGGCGCAACCGGCGAAGGAGGAGGAGGCGGCGCAACUUCGUGUGGGUUCGACGUUAGACGACCCCUUAGUGGAGGAGGUGAGGGCGCGCGAAGAGACGGACAAGGUCGAGCGUCCGUUGAUAGGGGGGUCCGCGUCUGAAGACAAGCCGGCGCCGCCGGAUGCCGCGCCAACGCGCCCGGCAUCGGAGGCGGCCGCAUCGAUCGAGGACACGGCGGCGAGUGGAAAUUUGCGUGGCCAGGCGUCCGCGUCGGGAGACACGUCGGCGCCGCCGCGUCAGGUAGAAGAGGCGGCAUCACCGAAGGUCACCACGGCGGUUGGAAAGGCAGGAAAGGCUACUUGCCAGGUGGUAGGGGCAUCCCCGCCAAACGGCGGUGUCUCGGCGCCACCGUUAGAAGAGGAGGAGGAGACGUCGCGUCAGGUAGCACCGGCGGCCAUAUCGAAGGGCUUCUCGCCAAAGGCCAGGGUGCGCCGAAAGGGGGAUGGUUCAAAGCAGGGGGAUAAGCCAAAGACCCGGGUAGCCAAGGCAACCCCUUCAAAGCAUGUCUCGGCACUGCCGCAGGUCGCGGCGCCACGGUCGAGGGAGGAGAAGGAGACACCGCGUGAGCUAGUGCUCGAGGGCGCAUUGCCGCGGGCCAAGGUGUGUCAGAAGGAAGAUGAAGAUGAUCCAAAGCGGGCGGAUGACCAAGAGCACCGGGUAGCCGAGACACCCGGUUCAAUGGAUGUCUCGGCACCGCCAAAGGUCACUGCACCGCGACCGGAGGAGGAGGAGACGCCGCGUGAGGUAGUGCCCGAGCCCGCCUCGAAGGCCGCCUCGCCGACUCAAGGGGCCAGGGUGCGUCGAAAGGGGGAUAAUCCUAGGCGUCGGGUAGACGGCGUGUUCGUGUCAAAGAGUCUCUCGGCAACGCCGGGGGCGGCGGCGUCGCAGUCGGGGGAGGAGACGCCUCGUGAGGUAGCACCGGUGGCCGCAUCGUCGGUCACCUCGCCGGAGGCCAGGGUGCGCCGAAAGGGGGAUAACCCUAGGCGUCGGGUAGCAGAGGCGGCCGCGUCAAAGAACGUCACCUCUGUGCCGCCGGAACCAUCCUGUAAGCCGCACCUGGUCAGGACGCCCAAGUCCUCGGACACGGGCGCACCAUCAUCAUCAUCAUCGAGGCUGCCGGCGCCGAUGUCUCCGCUGCUCCCUGCGGCAGUCUCAUCGGCGAUGCCGGGACCAAGCUUUGAUCCUCGGGUAAGCACAGCGGGGGCUGCUGUGUCGGCGGUCGCGCCGCUGUAUCCGACCCUGCCUCUGGGCCACGACGAUAGAGUCUACCUGGACGUACCCAUGGCGAUGACGGCCUUCCCUGAGCUACCCUUCGCCGGUGACAUGGCACCCACCCCCCACCGGGCGUUUUACGGCACGAUGGGCUCCAUCGGGUUUACCGCGGAUAGCGCUCAGGCUCAUGGCCCGCUGGGGAGCUACGGGGGCACGUCCCCGCCGCCUCACGGGUUCCUCGGCCCGGAGCCGCCGCCGGCAGACGCUGUCGGGAGUUGCCACGAUCGCUCUGUUGCCCUAGCGGGGAUGAGCGGGAGUGGUGGUGGAGCCAGGUUUGACGGCGGUGGUGAUGGGGGCUGGUGUGGCGAACGUGGCGAUGGAGCCAGGAAUGAUGAAGGCGGUGAUGAUCGCGUCGGGUAUGAUGGCGGUGUUGCAGGUGGAGGCAGCUUUGGUGCCAGUGGCCAUAGCGCAAGCUUUAACGGCGGUGGUGAUGGAGCCAGAUUUGGCGCAGGUGGCCGUACCGGGAGACUUGGCGGGGACGCCAAUGACGUUGGCGACGUUGGCGACGGCUUCGGGAAGGCGGUCGGCGUGCGCGCAAACGUGCGCACCAUGGGCACCGGCACAGGGAGGGGCACCGUGGGCGGGCACGAUUCUGACGAGGCGAUCGGGGGGGGAGAGUCACCUCCGUUGACGCCGAUCAGACGCCGCAGGAGCAACGCCGGAGUACGAGGCGGACACCGGACCAGCGGCCGCGCCAGCAUGCCCGGUAGCGGUGCCAGAGACUCCCAAGUUGGCGACGACGGCGGUAGCGGCGCUUCUAUCCUUUCGAAUGCUCCUUCGCCCCCAGUGCGGGGGGAGCGAAAGCGCACCGGCGAAAACAAGAGGCCCGAGCGAAAGAGCUCCGACGGCGGCGGGAGGCCGGAGGUGGCUGCCGGCGGUGUCGGCACCGUUGCCGGCGGCAGCGCGAGCGUCUGUCCUGACGGGGCAGGGACCAGCCAUGGCAGAAGUGGUGGUGCCAACCAGUGCGCUGAUGACGCCGGGGACAGUAUAGGACGAGGCGGCGGUGGUGGCAGCGAGUGCGUCGACAAGCGCAGCGAAUCGAGUUCGAAUCACCGCGGCGGUAUCGGACUUGAAGAAGAAGACCAGGGGCAUGCCGGUGGCAAGCCAUCGCAGCCGCUCCCUCAGCCGCAUGAGGAGAGGCGUCACGGUGGGGGGUCGUCCGGCGGUGGCGGCGGCGACGACAGCGCACGUGCUACCAGCUCAAUGGGCGAUGAUCCCACGGGCGGUGGUUGGUGCGGAUGGGUCCCAAACAUCAUGAUCCCGAAGAAGACGGGUCGAGAGGCGCCGGUUCUCGGCCCUGCUGAUGGCGGGGGGGGGUCGUCGUUUUCAUCGCCGGGUAGCCGGGGUUCUGGUAGCGGCUGUGUCGGUGAUGUUGUCGGAGGAAACGGAGACGGGAAUCCACGACCGCGAUUUUUCGCGGAUAUGCUCAAGUCUCGCGCGAGUGUAAGGAGCGGCAGCGGCUCGAAAGGCAGCCCUCGACCCCGGGCAGAAGGCGAGCAGAGGGCGUCGCGGCCAAGCUCGAAAGGCGAAAAGCAGCGCGACGCUGGGAGCGCGGCCGCUACUUCGAAGCCGGACGCUUGUUCGCGGCAGGAGGCUUCUUCGGCCCCGCCCAACCACGACGGCAGCGCGAGGCAAACCCGUGCAGGAGGCGAUCCAAGGUCGAGCUCGAGAGGCGACGAACGCCGUGGUGGCGAUAACGCCGCCGGCCGUGCACGGCAGGACAGCCACCAUGGUCCGGGCCUCGGCCGCGCCAACCGUUCCUCCAGAUACGACGACGUGGGUAGUGCGCGACGGCGGCGGUCGUCUUCGGAAGGCGACAGCGGCCACAGGGGGUAUCGCCGGGACGAAAGCAGGGAUCGGCAGGGCAAUGUAGGCCGGGACCGGGGGAGGGGCCAGCGCCCGAGCGCGAGGCACGCAGACGAAAACCCCAGGCGGCCGCCUGAUUCUCGGGCGAACGCGGAGGAACGGCGUCAAGAAGCCGGACGCCAUCAGGCCCGACCGUCGGCAGCGGUCGCGGUCGUCGUCGCCACGGAGCCGCCGGAGGAGCCGAGACCGGGUCAGGCGGGCGUCUCGCUCUCGGUCUCGCGACUGCCGUCGUCCCGGACGUGGGUCGAGGUCGCGGGGCAGCUCGAAAAGGUCUUCCUGCAGCCCCCGGAGCCGCGGCAAUCGACGACGGCGGUCACGGACACGGUCACCGGCGCGGGCAUGUUCACGGACGCGAGCACGUUCACGAUCAUGGUCAUGUUCACGGUCGCGGACACGGUCAUCGCCCUCACGGUCACGGUCACGGUCACGGUCACGGUCACGGUCACGGUCAUGGUCAUCGCGCUCACGGACGCCGGCACGCUCCCAGACACGGACACCGGUACGGGCACGCAGACCGGCACGGUCACGAUCGCGCUCGCAGUCAUCGUCACGAUCGCGCUCGCGGACACCGGAGACACCGGCACGGCCGCCGACACGGAAACGGGCACUCUCACGGUCAAGGUCACGCUCACGGACACCGGUCCAGUCGAAGACACGGGCACCGGUACAAUCCAAGACAUGGACACCGCCACUGUCAAGGUCACAGUCGCGGUCACGGACACCUGUACAGUCAAAGACACCGACGCCGGCACGGGCACGAUCAAGGUCCCGGUCUACGCCUUCCCGAAGCGAGACGGACAGGCCGCCGUUCCCGCCGUCUUCCCCUGGCUCGUCUGA
Ectocarpus siliculosus is the source of this 5316-nucleotide messenger RNA. NCBI's taxonomy places the organism in Eukaryota, Phaeophyceae, Ectocarpales, Ectocarpaceae. The record is from the annotation of a GenBank genome assembly.